UUGUUGUUAUUUUCGCGCCUUUUGCAUACAAACUUUGGCAUCUGUCACUAAAACUAGUCGCGAGAAUCUUCGGUAAAUCGUACCUCCGGUAAAAAUUAUAAAUUAUUGCAAUCUUUGCUCAUUUCAAUUAACGCAGCGAUAAGUCUCGAAAGAGCGGAAUACAAAAAAGCUCAGUGAAAAUGUUUGAAGCCCGUCUAAUAUCGUCGUCCGUCUUGAAGAAGGUCCUUGAUGCGAUCAAGGAUCUACUCAAUGAAGCCACCUUCGAUUGUAGCGAUUCCGGCAUUCAGCUUCAAGCCAUGGACAACUCUCACGUUUCGCUGGUAUCAUUGACAUUACGAUCGGACGGUUUCGACAAGUUCCGCUGCGAUCGAAACCUUUCCAUGGGCAUGAAUCUGACGAGUAUGGCAAAAAUAUUGAAAUGCGCAAACAACGACGACACGCUCACAAUGAAAGCCCAGGACAAUGCAGACACUGUGACGUUUAUGUUUGAGUCGCAAAACGCGGAAAAGGUGUCCGACUACGAAAUGAAAUUGAUGAACUUGGAUCAGGAGCAUCUUGGCAUACCAGAAACAGAUUACGCAUGCAUCGUUCGAUUGCCAUCGCUGGAAUUCGCUAGAAUUUGCCGCGAUUUGUCUCAAUUCGGUGAAUCCAUGGUCAUUUGCUGUACCAAAGAAGGUGUCAAAUUUUCGGCAUCCGGUGACGUUGGCUCGGCCAACAUUAAAUUGGCUCAAACUUCAUCAGCUGAUAAGGAAGAGGAAGCUGUAGUCAUUGAAAUGCAAGAACCAGUGACGUUAACAUUCGCCUGUCGCUAUCUGAACUCAUUCACAAAAGCAACACCAUUAUCGCCUCAAGUACAACUUUCCAUGUCGGCCGAUGUUCCACUUGUGGUCGAGUAUCGCGUCCAAGACUACGGACACAUUCGCUACUAUUUGGCACCGAAAAUCGAAGACGACGACAGUUAGAGUAAUUUUUAUCCAAAUUCUGAAAUUUCAUUGCCGUCGUUUCUCUUCUAAAAUUCACAUUUGAUUCGUAACGAUUGACUAAUUGUAAUUGUACGCCUUAAGAACUGGAUUUCUCAUUAAACAAAAAAUCUAACAAAA
This is a messenger RNA of Bradysia coprophila, 1100 nucleotides long. It is a transcript of the gene PCNA, whose product is annotated as Proliferating cell nuclear antigen. Gene Ontology annotation, biological process: mismatch repair; leading strand elongation; translesion synthesis. Gene Ontology annotation, cellular component: PCNA complex. The record is from RefSeq and is a predicted model, not a curated record. Gene Ontology annotation, molecular function: DNA binding; DNA polymerase processivity factor activity. Lineage: Eukaryota; Metazoa; Arthropoda; Insecta; Diptera; Sciaridae.